UCGGUUUUGGCGUCUGCUGCUGUUUUGCGUACCUGAAGGAUGCCGGAUCCGGCGAAAUCCGCUCCUGCUCCUAAGAAGGGUUCCAAGAAAGCCGUGACGAAAGUGCAGAAGAAGGAUGGCAAGAAGCGCAAGCGUAGCCGCAAGGAGAGCUACUCCGUGUACGUGUACAAGGUACUCAAGCAGGUGCACCCCGACACCGGCAUCUCGUCCAAGGCCAUGGGCAUCAUGAACUCGUUCGUCAACGACAUCUUCGAGCGCAUCGCCGGCGAGGCGUCGCGCCUGGCGCACUACAACAAGCGCUCGACCAUCACGUCCCGGGAGAUCCAGACGGCCGUGCGCCUGCUGCUGCCUGGUGAACUGGCCAAGCACGCCGUGUCCGAGGGUACCAAGGCCGUCACCAAGUACACCAGCUCCAAUGUUCACAGCAUCCUUACCCGAAGUGGAUUCCACCUCGAAAAACCACUCUGUUCACCCGUAAGAAGCAGCUCCUCAUCCGCUUAGGUUCCAUCAGGAGAUUGCAGCGAUUCAGUCCCUGCUCCAGAUACACUUCUGAUUCCAUUGCUGCCCCCUCUGCAGCUACUGCGUGCACCUGACCCCUCACAGCCAGUCCUGACGGCUGCAACCAGCUUCUUCCAGACUCCUGUUGAGGCUGACAUUUCGGCCUCCUCUCCUGCCUAAACGAAGGACGUCCUUCUUGGCAUCGAGAGAGGUGAAUCUUUUCCAGAAGGUUUUCAAAUUACUUUACCCAUAUUCAUCAGAGGAAUUGCUAUCUAAUAGCUAUAGCCUUACAAAAUGUAUUUCUCAAGAAGACUUGAAGGUCAAAAGGAGUCCUUGACCCAUGAGGGCAGAGUGGAUGUUGCAUUCACAGGCAUGGAAACAACAUUAACUUCACGGAACAUCUCCAUCAGCACCCUUGGGGCACCAGGCGCAUUGUCAGUGAAAGGAAUCUUCUCUCUCCUGAGCAGCAUAAUUCAGCAAACCCCACUUAAACCUGCGCGCUGGCAGCCAGACUCUGGCUGUCUCUGAAACACGGGCGCAGUAGAUUUUGCGUAAUUCUUCAGGGCCCUGGCAUUUCACGUGGCGGAUGAGCAUUUUCAACUGAAAGCCGCCAGCUGCAUUAGCCCCUAA
Lepus europaeus (European hare) is the source of this 1128-nucleotide messenger RNA. Its product is annotated as histone H2B type 2-F-like. Gene Ontology annotation, cellular component: nucleosome. Gene Ontology annotation, molecular function: structural constituent of chromatin; DNA binding; protein heterodimerization activity. The coding region runs from base 40 to 501 and encodes 153 amino acids. Lineage: Eukaryota; Metazoa; Chordata; Mammalia; Lagomorpha; Leporidae. The transcript has 2 exons. The record is from RefSeq and is a predicted model, not a curated record.